This is a messenger RNA of Gavia stellata (red-throated loon), 504 nucleotides long. RefSeq names its product ribosomal protein L23 (gene RPL23). Lineage: Eukaryota; Metazoa; Chordata; Aves; Gaviiformes; Gaviidae. The coding region runs from base 35 to 457 and encodes 140 amino acids. The transcript has 5 exons. Gene Ontology annotation, molecular function: large ribosomal subunit rRNA binding; structural constituent of ribosome. Gene Ontology annotation, biological process: translation. Gene Ontology annotation, cellular component: ribosome; cytosolic large ribosomal subunit. The record is from RefSeq and is a predicted model, not a curated record.
UGCCCCGCGCCCUUCUCUCUCUUCCGGCGCCAAGAUGUCGAAGCGAGGACGCGGCGGUUCCUCCGGUGCGAAGUUCCGCAUCUCCCUCGGUCUCCCGGUGGGAGCUGUGAUCAACUGCGCGGACAACACAGGUGCUAAGAACCUGUACAUCAUCUCCGUGAAGGGGAUCAAGGGGCGCUUGAACAGGCUGCCGGCGGCUGGUGUGGGCGACAUGGUGAUGGCUACAGUCAAGAAGGGCAAGCCGGAGCUGAGGAAGAAGGUCCACCCGGCAGUGGUUAUUCGGCAGCGGAAAUCGUACAGGAGAAAAGAUGGGGUGUUCCUCUAUUUUGAAGACAAUGCAGGAGUGAUAGUAAAUAAUAAAGGUGAAAUGAAAGGCUCUGCAAUCACAGGCCCUGUGGCUAAGGAGUGUGCGGAUCUGUGGCCCAGGAUAGCCUCAAACGCAGGAAGCAUCGCAUAAACGCGUUCAUCUCGUAGAGAUAAAAUAAAAGUCCUUGUACCAACUAA